Molecule: messenger RNA, 774 nt
Organism: Pochonia chlamydosporia 170
Lineage: Eukaryota; Fungi; Ascomycota; Sordariomycetes; Hypocreales; Clavicipitaceae
Product: ubiquinone biosynthesis protein COQ9 precursor
Exons: 2
Coding region: 1-774 (257 amino acids)
Biological process (GO): ubiquinone biosynthetic process
Cellular component (GO): mitochondrial inner membrane
Molecular function (GO): lipid binding
Source: RefSeq, a predicted model, not a curated record
AUGCAAGCCCUGCCAACUCGCCGGGUUUUGUUCCAGGCGACGCGUCGACUGAGCACGCCUCGCAACGCUCGCCUCAUCCAAGCAGGAUUUCAUUCACAUGAGCAUCCCUUGUCACAAAAGUCGGUUUCUAGUGUGGAAGAUGCUAUUCUUUCAGCCGCCUAUCAACAUGUCCCCAGUCAUGGAUUCUCUUGCCGUUCCCUAAGUCUCGGAGCCCAAGAUGCCGGAUAUCUGGACAUCAGCCCAAGUGUGCUGUCGGAUGGCGUGUUCAGCCUGAUCCGUUUCCAUCUUGUCCAUCAACGCCUGGCUCUUUCGGAUACGAGCCGAGCGCUGUUUCGCACGAUGGAGGAAAACACAACAGUCACAGGAGUUGGGUCCAAAGUAGCCGCCUUGGCGUGGGCCAGACUCAUGGCAAACAAGGACAUUAUUCACAAAUGGCAGGAGGCACUUGCCAUAAUGGCACAGCCUAGCUACGUCCCGGCUUCUCUGAAAGAACUUGCCAAACUUUCGGACGAGAUGUGGUAUCUGGCUGGUGACAAAUCGGUCGACUCUUCCUGGUAUACCAAGAGGGCAUCGCUAUCUAUGGUAUACAGCGCGAGCGAGCUAUUCAUGACGAACGAUAAGUCACCGGACUUUGUCGACACUCACAAAUUCUUGACUAGAAGGUUGCAAGACGUAACGGCGCUUGGAGGAAUCGUUGGAGCCCUGGGAGCCUGGACCGACUUCACAGCGAACGCAGGUGUAAACGUGCUUAGAAGCAAGGGUAUCAGGAUAUGA